GACAAAGACAGGCAGUGCUAUAGCGGUUACUUAGACUUUGCCAGGUAAUUCGUGAGUACUUAGCCACGCACACCCUGCAAACCCUUAUUCAUUACCGCCAUUGAUAACCUGCUGCUUCCGCUCGACCUUAGUUCCCCCGUCAACAUCUUAAGAGCAUUAAAUUCUUCGGACAGAGAGAUAAAACGCAAAUACAGUUUGUGCGACUAUGGCGCAACCUUUGGGCGUAGCGAGCGGCCCAUCCCGCGAAGAGGUUUUGCGCCUCGUGCGCGGAUAUGGCUACGCUUCGGAGACUCAGCGACCGGACCUAAUCCCGCGACUCUUCAGCAAAGAGGCAGUAUACAAAGAGAAACCGAAGAGAAUCAUGUGUGGCAUCACCGCAAUCACGAAAUAUUGUGAGGACCACGUACGCAACAAGGAAGCCUCAGUGAAGUUUCACUAUUUCGAGAGUGCAAUGAUCUACGAGUCAGGUCACCAGCUCAGAACUUAAGUCACGAAAACGAAAAUGAAAAACGCACCUUCGGCAAACAAUUUGGCACUGGUGGUACUUACUAGUUUGAGCACAGCGCAAAAUGCAGGCACACAGAAGAAAGCAGCUGCUCUGCCGCAGGGGGUGCAUUGCUUCGUGGAAGAUAACAGCAACGGAGAGGAUAUCACAAGACUUCUUGUUACAACCGCACCACUGGAUCUUCGCACAACACUACAUGCCGGGCACGCGAUGGUGCAAUGGGAGGCGAAGUUCGACUCCGGAAUUGUGGUGAAAAAGAAAACGAAAAAGGGGGCAAUCAGAGAAGUCGCGUGGGUAAAAACGAACUCUGUGAACAUGUGCCAGAUGGCGCGACUGCGUUUUUGCCUAGAAGACGGACUCUGGAAAAUCUCAAUGCUGGCGGAGUGCCUCUAUCAUUUGCAUGCUUACGAAGGUGACCUAAAGAACAAGUCACUUGUGUGGAGUGCAGAUUGCGCGACCAACUUCGACGAACGCUACACAAAGUAGACAGCACCACCGGGGCUAUGGGACCCCGCACUCAUGCAUUGCAACACAGCCGCCGCCUCCUCCUCUUCUUCCCCGACGAAGGAAAACGUCGAACGAAUUAUAGUGCCUCCAUCCAUCGCUCCGGGUAGUACAAGAAAUUGUAAAUACAUUUCUCAAACUAUUCCUUCCACGAAAAGAUGAAAACUUGUCCCGAACCAAAAACGAGAGAAAGCUAGUUCCGAGCAAGCUCAGUCGCUGCAGGAGCAGCAGUACGCGAAACUGAAAACUCGUCGAAAGCUCCCAAAUUGAUCAAACGCUUAUCCGAAAUUACUGGCAAAAGGUCGAAGGGCCUCUUGCAGUCAGGGUAAGCGGCACUUCUAGCAGUGAAGCAUCGGCUGACGAAUCAGCAAAACAGGCACGACAGCCAACCACUACAUUACAAGAUGUUUCAGCGAAGAAGUCAGAAGGCAGCUCUACCUCCGUUGUCAACCCGACUUUCGUAGAGCCUCCUGCGAAGAAGAGGAAGCCCACUACGCAAGAAGAAGCACAAAGGCCACCUGCGAGUUUGGUGUGUGGUGACAACCCUUUCAGAGAUUCCUUCACCUUGCCAUGAUUGAUGCGCCUUGAACAUUGUGGACAAGCUCCUGCUUGUUGUGGUUGCCGCAAGCAUCACAAAAAUCCUCUCAGCACAUUGCUUACGUCUCUUUAUUGCUGUACAUUGCAUUUGGUGGUUUUUCUUGGUCUUUUUAGAUCUAUUGUUCUUAGUUGGUCUUACC
Amoebophrya sp. A25 is the source of this 1746-nucleotide messenger RNA. Lineage: Eukaryota; Dinophyceae; Syndiniales; Amoebophryaceae. The record is from the annotation of a GenBank genome assembly.